CGUCACUCUUUAGUACGGAAGUGCGCGGAUUGGGACGGAGCAUUAGACUCGUUUAUGGUUUACGCUUAUUUUUACGGCACGGUUCGUUUGUUGUUUGUUUAUUAUUAUUAUUUCACACAAUGAGCGCGGAUAAAGCAAAGAAUAUCAGCAACAUCCCUAUAGACGGAUUCAGCAAAGUGCGCAUUACAUCAACGUGGACAUUUCUACAGUCGAUCCAGUGGUCUGAGCCAUGGCUCAUUGGUCUGAUUUCUUUUCACAUCUUGUGCUUAGCCUUUACCAUCCUGACCUGCAGGUACUACAGAGUCCAGAUCGUCCACUUCCUCCUGAUGGUUGCCAUGGUGUACAGUGCGGAAUAUGUGAAUGAGAUAGCAGCCAUGAACUGGAGAUUGUUUGCCAAGUUUCAGUACUUUGACUCCAAGGGGAUGUUCAUAUCGUUGGUGUAUUCUGUACCACUCCUGUUCAACACCAUCAUUAUCGUGGCUGUGUGGGUGAGGAGGACAUUUGCAACCAUGACAGAGCUGAAGACGCUGCAGCUAAAGAGAAAAGCUGCCAGGGAAAGCGCCAAGAAAUCCCAGUAGAGAGAGAACAAUGUGGACUGAGCCCGAAUUAUUUCCCACUAAAGUGGCCCGAGACACUACUACUCAGCAGAUGACAUCCUUAGAACUCAUGGCGAAAGAAAGCUUAUGAAUCAGUACAUGUCCUGAGGAGCAAUGUUGUCUAAAUCCCCCCUCACACACACACACACACACACACCUGAAGCUGAGAGAUGUAGCUACACUUCAAGUGGACUGAUGGAGAGAGAAAAGCUCUGAUUGUCAACCUUAACUCUUAAAAACCCACAAGACUUUUAUAAACUGUCAUAUACAUGUGAAAAUCUAAAUUCUGUGUAUAAAUAGUGUUGAUUUCAAUAAACUGAUCUGUUUUUAUGACAAA
Molecule: messenger RNA, 933 nt
Organism: Hemibagrus wyckioides
Lineage: Eukaryota; Metazoa; Chordata; Actinopteri; Siluriformes; Bagridae
Gene: tmem18
Product: transmembrane protein 18
Exons: 5
Coding region: 120-578 (152 amino acids)
Cellular component (GO): nuclear membrane
Source: RefSeq, a predicted model, not a curated record